UCAAACAGGCAACCACCACACACAAUUUAUUUUCUCCACGUCAAAAGUUAUGGAGGACACAAAAAAUUAUCCAGGACAACCCUCCACAACAUCAAAAUCUUGGGUCUCGUUCUCAGCUAUAGUAGCAGUUUCGUCCUCAGCUAUAGUAGCACUUGGUGCAAUUGGUGUUGCUGUUGCAAUAGGAAUUCAGGUCUUCAAGCAUCAAAAUCAUGAUAAAGAUCAUUAUAUGGGUCAAACAGGUGUGAUUCAGCUGGGCAGAUUUACAGAAGAAGAAGCAAAAGCAGUUCAAAUCAUCCAAGCAAUAUUUGGGAAAGAAGCAUCCACAUACACCAUGGCCCUGUUCACUCAUGGAGAUCGACUGGAAGGCGAAAAUUUUCACACGUUUGUGCGUAAAAAUGCAAAACUGGUCAGUUUCAUCAAAACCUGCAGUGGACGAUACCAUGUGUUUAACAACAAAGAUAAGAAUCCAGAUCAGGUCAUUCAGUUGUUGGACCAGAUUGAUAAAUUGGUGACAGGAAACGGUGGGCAGUAUUACACCAGUGAGAUGCUUGAGAAGGUGGAGAGAGCGAUUGAGGAAGAGAAACAACGUAUACUGAAAGAGACAGAGGAGCGAAGACUGAAGGAGAUUGAAGUUCUGAGGAUGAAAUUUGAAGAUGAGUUCUUUGAGAAAGCAAAGGAAAAGUUAAAUAAGGAUUAUGAGGAGCAGGCAAGAUGGCAAGCUGAGAGAGAAACCUCCUUUAUAUGGGAAAUACUCAAUUACUUGAAGGAAAAAUUCGAAAAAAUGUCAGACAAGCUAAUUUCAAUGGCAGCAAUGGCUGCAAGUCGCUUUACUUUAUAAAAUAUAUGUAUGCAUUAGAUAAUAGACAGUGAUAAGUGCUACUCCAAAAUCAUUUCAAUUUAUGCCAAGUUGCAUUUGAACAAUAACUGCAUUGUGAUUUUGUGAAUAUGUAGCCAUAACAAAUUAGGAUUUAUGAUCCAUUACAAAAUGUUAGAUUUAUUUUUGUUAAUGCUACAAAGUAUACUUUUUUUCUCUUUAUUACCAUCCCUGUUUGAAAUAUAAAAUUACAAGUUACGAUUUAUAAGGAGAUGAGUUUUGAGCACAGAUUGCUUAUGUACUUGCUUAACUGAUUUUUGUCUAUUGUAAGAAAAAAAGUUAUGGAUUGAUGCUUUCAAAACAACAAAAUCUUUUGAAGGGUCUGUACAGUACACUGUAAAAAAAUCCACAGGCACAGUACUGUAAUUUAAUUUACAGGCAUUUAUUGUGAUCGCAGAAUACAGGAAA
Messenger RNA from Triplophysa dalaica, 1282 nucleotides. Its product is annotated as GTPase IMAP family member 7-like. Lineage: Eukaryota; Metazoa; Chordata; Actinopteri; Cypriniformes; Nemacheilidae. The transcript has 4 exons. Bases 50 to 838 code for a protein of 262 amino acids. Gene Ontology annotation, molecular function: GTP binding. The record is from RefSeq and is a predicted model, not a curated record.